AUGAACAACAAAGAGAAGGCAAAGCCAGAUAAGAAUCGAUAUGGUGUUUUGAACCUUCCUCAAGAAUUGAUUCCAAGGCUCAUUGCCCAUCUGAGUGUGAAGCAUAUAAAGAGGCUAAUGGGAUGUAAUUCUCUCCUUUAUAUAAAGCUAAGAAAUGACUUCUCAUUGUGGAGAUUCUUUACAUCUGGAAGGCAUUCAAGUAUUGCCGGAUACAUUGAAGAGAUUAAGAAUAAAUAUACACUGAUGAGGAACAUAUCUCGUUCUAAGAAUGAAAGGAGCAUUGAUUUUGAGACAAACCAGUCUGACCUCACGUUUAUGCAGAUAGAUCGGGACAGGAUAAUAUGCUCUUCGGACGACCAGACCAUAAAGAUAUUUGGAAUGAACGGGAGGCUUAUAAGGACAUUUAUCGGGCACAAGGGGGGAGUGUGGACUUUUAUGUUCAACAGCAAAUAUCUUGUGAGCGGAAGUACAGAUAAGACAGCUCGGAUCUGGGAUUUGUGGACAGGAUGUACACUUUGUGUCCUUGUCGGGCAUAAGUCUGUUGUCAGGUCUCUGAAAAUAUAUGAGGACUACAUUGCAACCGGAAGCAGAGAUUCUGAAAUAAGAGUCUGGAACUUUAGAGGGACAUGUCUUAAUGUACUCAAGGGGCAUACAAUGAGUGUCAGAUGCAUGGACAUGGACGAGAGCUAUCUUGUGAGUGGGUCCUACGAUGGAAGUGUGGCCCUAUGGGACUAUAGAAAAGGAAAACUUCUAAGGUAUUUUAAAUCGCAUUCUCUUAGAGUCUACUCUGUCUCACUCUCGCCAAGCUAUGUAGCUUCCGGGAGCCUUGAUUCCAGCGUCCAUAUUUCAGCCCUUGAUGGAAGGCUGCUGUGUUCGUACAAGAUCCAUCGUUCAUUGGUGAUUUGGCUCAAAUUUGUUGGCAAUGGACGUUAUCUGCUUAGUUCUGGUGCAGACGGGAUUUUGUGCAAGUGGGAUGUUUUAGAAAAUGCUCUUGUGUACAAAAUAGAAGAGAACGGACACAUAACAGCACAGGCGGUUGUCGAAGAUCUUCUAAUAGUUGGAACAAAGAGAGAGGUAAAGAUAUAUAAUCUGUCGAGCGGACAGUUUAUCCGAACAUUAUUUUCUGCUUCUUCCUUGAUAAGCAAGGUUGAGGUGUCUGGAAGGUGCAUAUCUAUUGGAUAUUAUUCUGAUUCCGGGGCCUGCAGGCUUGUAGUGUUUAAUUAUUAA
Molecule: messenger RNA, 1227 nt
Organism: Encephalitozoon romaleae SJ-2008
Lineage: Eukaryota; Fungi; Microsporidia; Unikaryonidae
Product: WD40 repeat-containing protein
Exons: 1
Coding region: 1-1227 (408 amino acids)
Molecular function (GO): protein binding
Source: RefSeq, a predicted model, not a curated record